CAGGACUCAGCGCGUCUGACGCAUGCGCGGUCCGCUCCGGUAGAUACGGAAGGCGGGUCAACAUGGCAGAGACUGACAGUGGGGAGACCGGCGAUGUCCUGUGCUUGUUUGAUGUGGACGGGACUCUCACCGAAGCCCGGCAGAAAAUCAGUCAGCCAAUGGAUGAAUUUAUGCAGCGUUUAAGAAAAAAAGUGAAAGUUGGAGUUGUGAGCGGUUCUGAUGUCGGCAAAGUUAAAGAGCAACUCGGAGAGGAGGUUUUUUCAAAAGCUGAUUAUGUGUUUGCUGAAAAUGGGUUAGUUGCAUAUAAAGCUGGCAAACUUCUGGCUGUCCAGAACAUCCAGAACCAUAUUGGUGAGGAAAUACUUCAGAACUUGAUCAACUAUUCCUUGAAUUAUAUGGCCAAGAUUAAGUUGCCAAGAAAAAGAGGCACCUUUAUUGAAUUCCGUAAUGGAAUGCUGAACAUCAGUCCGAUUGGUAGAAGCUGCAGCCAAGAAGAACGGAUUGAAUUCUUUGAACUUGAUAAAAAAGAAAAGAUCAGAGAAAGAUUUGUGGCUGAUUUACAAAGAGAAUUUGCAGGGAAAGGGCUCACCUUUUCUAUAGGUGGGCAGAUCAGCUUUGAUGUGUUUCCGGACGGUUGGGAUAAACGAUACUGUCUGGGAAUCCUUGAGAAAGAUAACUUAAAGACCAUCCACUUUUUUGGGGAUAAAACUUCACCAGGAGGGAACGAUUAUGAAAUCUACAUUGAUGCACGGACUAUUGGUCAUUCUGUGACGUGCCCAGGAGACACUAGGAGGAUUUGUGAUGAAUUGUUUUUCAACUCAAGUGCCAGUACUCAAUCAUAAAGUUGUGGAUGUUUGAAAUACCAAAGACGACUCAUUUUCCAAUGUGAAGUAAAUACUUGAAUUAAAUCUACAAUAUCUAGCACUUGUAACUAUUUGUACAGUGAUCCUGCACAAGAAAAAAUCACUACAUUCUGAUGGAACAAGAUCUUACUGUUAACAGAAGAUUCUUUCAAUGGACCUUUAAAAUAGAAUCUUGCAUAGAUAUUAAAUUUGGAUUGACCGACUAAAAGCAAUUAGAAACUAUUUGCAUUAUAACGUAGGCAGGGAAUUAAUGUGAUGAAAGAAUUAUGUCACCCUUUCCAAAAUGACAUUUCCUUUUAUUAUUUUUACAGGAAAAAAAAACAGCUAAAUUACAAAUCAGGAAAUGUAGACCAAAGGUGUCAACAGGAAUAACAAACACUGUUACUUGUAUCUGAACACAGAAUUUAGUUUUUAGAUUUGCUUAGCAUGUGUGUGCUGGUCACAGGGAAGGAUGUUGUAUUCUGCAAGAAAUUCUAUUGUAGUAGCUUUGAUUAUGCCUAUUGGUUGAUAGACUUCAACAACAAUCAUACAAAUCAUUGUUAUGCAGUGGUCAUUUAUCAUGAUUUUUUUAAACUGAUGCUGACUGUUCUGUUGUUUCAUAAUUAGAUAUUUGGGACCUUACAGUUACCGGUUAAAAUCUUCUUUCAGGCUGAAUCUUGUAUUGGUUUCUAGCUGUAAGAAUGGCUGUCAAUUGUAGUACAUGCUACUUUACAACUGUUCUACCUUUAGACAUGUUCAUGUGAAACAGUAAUUUAAUGAAAACUGUAUCCCAGUGUGGGAAAACAAUUUUAACUGCCAGUUGUAACCAACCUCUUUCAUUCCAUACAAUGUAAAAAUAUCUUCUCCACUAUAUAAAUUUUAAUGGAAACAGCUAGUCAUAAAUUCAACCUAAAAAGUUGUAUCAUGUGACACUGGUUUAUGUCAUGACUGAAAUUAAAAAUCUAUAAUGGAUUUAAUUAAUUUGCAAGUUUGAUUCUGUAAACUGUGACAUGUAAUUCUAUGCACUUCAGGGCCUUUAUUUCCAAAAAAAAAAAUCA
Messenger RNA from Hypanus sabinus (Atlantic stingray), 1900 nucleotides. It is a transcript of the gene pmm2, whose product is annotated as phosphomannomutase 2. Lineage: Eukaryota; Metazoa; Chordata; Chondrichthyes; Myliobatiformes; Dasyatidae. Gene Ontology annotation, cellular component: cytosol. The transcript has 8 exons. The record is from RefSeq and is a predicted model, not a curated record. Gene Ontology annotation, biological process: protein N-linked glycosylation; mannose metabolic process; GDP-mannose biosynthetic process. Bases 63 to 842 code for a protein of 259 amino acids. Gene Ontology annotation, molecular function: phosphomannomutase activity.